This is a messenger RNA of Trematomus bernacchii (emerald rockcod), 1272 nucleotides long. RefSeq names its product nuclear transport factor 2 (gene nutf2). NCBI's taxonomy places the organism in Eukaryota, Metazoa, Chordata, Actinopteri, Perciformes, Nototheniidae. The record is from RefSeq and is a predicted model, not a curated record. Gene Ontology annotation, biological process: protein import into nucleus. The transcript is spliced from 5 exons. Bases 145 to 528 code for a protein of 127 amino acids. Gene Ontology annotation, cellular component: nuclear pore central transport channel.
CGGCUCUACGUGCGUGCCCUCGUAGGGGAGCAGACACUGCACUGUGCGAUCGAGAAGCCGGCCUCGGUGUUGGUUAGAGGAUAAGGAGGCUCUCUGACCAGCUGCCUCUCCAUGUUCCCAGUGUGUGUUGCAGGGUGAUUCAGGAUGGUGGACCAGCCUCUUUGGGAGCAGAUAGGAUCCAGCUUUGUGCAGCACUACUACCAGAUGUUUGACUCUGACAGAUCGCAACUCGGAUCCAUAUAUAUUGAUGCAUCAUGCCUCACAUGGGAAGGACAGCAGUUCCAAGGAAAAAGAGCGAUUGUUGAAAAGCUCACUGGUCUACCCUUCACAAAAAUAGCGCAUAGUAUAACAGCGCAGGACCACCAGCCAACUCCAGACUGCUGCAUCUUGAGUAUGGUUGUAGGACAGCUAAAAGCAGAUGACGACCCCAUCAUGGGUUUCCACCAGAGUUUCAUCCUGAAGAACAUUAACGACGCGUGGGUGUGCACCAAUGACAUGUUCAGGCUGGCCAUUCACAACUUUGGAUAACUCCCCCUUCUCCACUCUGGUGGGCAGGGGCGGCCAUAGUGAAGGGCAUCACGUGAUGAAGUACGGAGGGAGGGGAAGGGAGAGAGAAAGAGGGAACACUCGUCCCUCCCUCCUGCUCUCUCAUUUACGCCUGCUUGACUAAACAAGCAAACACCGGAUUCUAGAUGUCAAUCACUGAACCUCAUCCAGGUGGUUUCUUUUUCAGACCACCACAGCCAGUAGAACUGCGACGCGUUUCUUUGCUCAGAGCCGGCGAACCAAUCAGAUGCCCCUGUCUGCCACUCCGCUGAUCUGCAUGGCCCUGGGAGCACCCCCCCCCCCUCCAUUACAAUAUCCACCCUCAAACAGAUGACCUCCCUGCUCUCCACCCUUCUUUACUAAAUCCUUACCAACUCUACUGUUGACUGCACUCAGUUCUGCUAGCACUGUCAUUGACCGGGUUGGAAAUCCGUGUUCAGGUUCAUCAGUUCUUGUGUUUUAAGUUGUUUUUAGAUCCUACUUGUAUGUUGCCUCAUUGUGUUUAACUUCCAAUUAUUAACUUUGCCAUGAGUCGCUGUCAUGCCAGGUUUUGCUCUUGCAAACCAAAGAAACAUGGAGGACAUAAAGUCUCACCAUGCUGUGUGAUUGGCUCCUGCAUUUCCCCUCUUUUUCUCCAUCUCUCUUGCUCUCUCUGUCUCUCACACGUCUGGCAUUUAACAUGGACAACAGCCGCCAUAGACAAUAAAACCUGGACUUUUUUCUUAA